This is a messenger RNA of Botrytis deweyae, 387 nucleotides long. RefSeq lists its product as uncharacterized. Bases 1 to 387 code for a protein of 128 amino acids. Gene Ontology annotation, molecular function: deaminase activity. Gene Ontology annotation, cellular component: mitochondrion; cytosol. The transcript has 4 exons. The record is from RefSeq and is a predicted model, not a curated record. NCBI's taxonomy places the organism in Eukaryota, Fungi, Ascomycota, Leotiomycetes, Helotiales, Sclerotiniaceae.
AUGUCGGACCUCACUACAGUUUACUCAAAGGACGCUGCUUUCCCAGCAGGACCUUACUCCCAAGCCAUCAAGACUUCAUCUACUAUUUACUGCUCUGGACAAAUCCCAUGCACACCCGAAGGCGAAAUUCUCACCCUCGAGACCUCCAGCAUCUCUGCCAUGACCGAGCUCUGCAUCAAUAACUUGUCUGCUGUUCUUAAGGAAGCUGGAAGCAGUAUUGAGAAAGUUGUUAAGGUCAAUGUCUUCUUGACUACCAUGGACAACUUUGCGGAAAUGAACGGAGCUUAUGAGAAGCUCUUCAAGCAUAAGCCUGCAAGAAGUUGUGUUGCCGUAUACCAAUUGCCCAAGGGUGUCCCGGUCGAGAUCGAAUGUAUUGCUUUGGCUUAA